AUGGAUCCCUUCAAGAAAUUGGAGAGGGACAACGCCAAGGAAUGGGACGACGUGUCGGAAGUAGGGACCUUGCCACCAACAGCAGGCCUACCAAUUCCUUCGGCGGCACAUGGAAUCAAUUACGCUGGACUGCAGCCAUUGUCAAGGAAUACACCCGCUGUGGUCUCUGCUCCAAAGCUAAUCGGAGAGCAAGAGACGUCAGGAUCCGGCGCGCCUUCUGCAAUUGCAACUUACGGAAAGAGCCCCUCUCAAACCUUGACCCUCCUUGAAAAUGGCAAAUACCAAUAUUGUGCUCGACAACCUCAAAUCCCAUCCACUGCUGGUACACAGGGGCCAACAAGUGCUGCUCAGCAAGGAAGACCAGCUGCAGGCAAUUCUCAAAACAUUCGAGCUAUGCAAGACGCUCAAUACGGUGUUCGACAGCCGCAAGCCUUUGUUCCUCCCCGUCUGCAAUCUCGAGUAGGACCGCCUCUUGGGGGAAGAGCAGGCAAUGCUUAUCAACCCCUACGAGCCCCUAAUCAUCAGUCGAGAGGAACUCCUCGUCAUACAGGCCGACGAUCACCAACCAAGUUUCAGAGCUGGGCAGAGCCUCCCCCAUUGUUGACAAAUAGAAUGGCCGAUUUUUAUCAGGAGAAGACAGUAAAGCAACAAGAAGACGAGCAAUAUAUGCGACGACCGGACAAAGACGAAGAGUUCCCGGCAAUUGCAUACUAUAUUUGGCCAAGCAAUGAUGAGGCAGAGCGACCUCGAGAAAUACUCGGUCAAGGUCUGGAGGAGCUCAAUGCAGUCCGAAGAGACUACAAAGUAUUUGUACACUUGAAUAAAGACGACACUUGCAUUAAGAUCUGCUCCCGUGUUCCGGAAGAAGAAGAUCCAGAUAACCGGCUCCAAGUCGCCAUUCGCGCAAUUCGAGAAAUUAUUGCUCAUCGGCGUGCAAUCCAGUUGAUGGCACAACCGACGCACAUUGUCAUUCCGCCUACCGCUGAGGCCAUGACCACUAUUGUCAAGCCAGCAAUUGUUCUUUCAACCGGGAGACGGCACCAUGUCACUGCGCUUGAGCUAGCAGGGGAGAAGUUGUCGGAGGAAGAGAAGUUGAAGUGGAUGAGCGAGCGACCAGAACGUCUACAAGCAUGUCGCAAGACUUUCGAGGACGCUAUGACCAAGGGCUUGAGAGGACUUGCUCCAUACAAAGGCUGGAUGCAGAUGAGAUUGAGAUUUGGUCACGUAACCCUCCACAAUGCGAGGCCGAAUUUCAAGAACGGUAAAUCGCCAUGGGAAGAAUUCUUCAACAUGAUGAACAAUGUGCUUUUGACUAGCACACUCAAGCCUAACUUUGAUGAUGCCAUUAUCGUACAACUACUCUGCCAGAAGAUACUCAGCUGGCCCGAGAAAUUUGUUCCAGCAGACGGCAGAUACAAACUUAUGCAGGACGUUCCAUUCAAGGACACUGAGGUCAUCUUCUUUCGUACGACAGAUGGACCGUUUCGAUUGGAGGUAGAAAUAGACACACUGGCCGAGACAGGUGAAUAUCAAGUUGGAUCAAUUCGACUAUUCAGAGACAACAACAGAAACAAACGCAUACGAGUAACGAAUGUUGACGUUGAAAAGCAAAUUGAUUGGAGUAUUGAGAUUAUUACGGAUAAUGAGAUACCUAUAACCGAGAUCCCCGCUAAAUUGUUGGACAUGGCCAAGGGGUCCGUUACACCCAAAACACCUGCGCUUUGGGAUCAUACGGAUCUCCCAUAUCCCGCAGUCAAUCCACGCAAGAUCGCUGGUCUUAUCAUCGAUGAGAUCGUGGUGAAAACCGUCGCCGAAUACAUGGUGAAGGAUAGCGGAUACGUCGUCGAGUUGUCUGUCUACCGUAAAUUGGUAGAGAACAACGAUCCCGAGAUUACUGCUGGUGUGGCAAUGUAUAAUCGAAAUUGGGAUUAUAAUAUGCGAUCUCUCAAAGACACGACGCAAAUCAGAAGAUGGGAAAAUCCAUUGAAGCUGUUCUUUGGUCGUUACUCUAGUGAGGGAAUUGAAGCUGUUGAGGGUAACGUAGGAGUUGAGAGCGUUCUCGCCGAUGUUGAAAACAUUCGCGAUUUUCUGGUUGACGCUGUCAAUGAGAUUGAGGCUACGAAGAAGCAACAAGAACAAAUGCUGGCCGAGGAAGAUGCUGCUCAAGGACCAUGGGUUGAGGUUGACGAGAACGCCCCAGGCCAAACCGAAAUAGGCCCAGACGAGGAGAACUUCGAAAGCAUUGACACCAUGUCUUCGCUGGUCCAGUUUUCCGACGCAGGUCAAGACCCAACCCAAAAUGCAAGCGCAGGAGAGGACCUCUACGAGGACCUGUAUAGCGCCGAGUAAUGGUACGAAAUUCGACUUGAUUUCGAUCGUCGUGGCUGACAUUCUGAUAGGAUUGUUAUUUGUCCCCGUUUGUGAUGCAAACAUCUUCUGGUUGAACCUUCAUCCCAAGGAUUUCCAGCACGCAUGGUGCGAUUUGUC
Mollisia scopiformis is the source of this 2487-nucleotide messenger RNA. RefSeq lists its product as uncharacterized. The record is from RefSeq and is a predicted model, not a curated record. Bases 1 to 2349 code for a protein of 782 amino acids. NCBI's taxonomy places the organism in Eukaryota, Fungi, Ascomycota, Leotiomycetes, Helotiales, Mollisiaceae. The transcript is spliced from 7 exons.